Messenger RNA from Calliphora vicina (urban bluebottle blowfly), 1646 nucleotides. Its product is annotated as luciferin 4-monooxygenase-like. The coding region runs from base 22 to 1641 and encodes 539 amino acids. The record is from RefSeq and is a predicted model, not a curated record. The transcript is spliced from 5 exons. Gene Ontology annotation, molecular function: long-chain fatty acid-CoA ligase activity. Gene Ontology annotation, biological process: fatty-acyl-CoA biosynthetic process; long-chain fatty acid metabolic process. NCBI's taxonomy places the organism in Eukaryota, Metazoa, Arthropoda, Insecta, Diptera, Calliphoridae.
UUCGUAAGGUAAGCAUACAAAAUGGAUCAAUUAGUUGCCGCCAACUAUGACAAACAUAGCAAAAUAUGGAGUGGUCCCAAAAUGGAACCACUGUACAAUGUGGAACAUCAUUCUGUGGGUAAAAUUUUAUAUGGACAAAUGAGAAAUUAUCCCAAUAAAGUUAUACAGAUCGAUGAUGUUGAUAAUAAAAAUCUAACAAAUCGUGAAGCUUUAACCUGGGCCGUGCGUAUAGCGCAACAUUUUAAGAAAAUGCGUUUGCGUUAUGACGAUGUAGUGGGAAUAGCGGCUCGUAACACCACCUAUUUAAUGCCUGUGGCAGUGGCUUGUUUCCUCAACUCGGUACCUUUUCAUGCGGUUAGUCCUAUGUAUGAUGAAAAAUCGUUGAGUCACUGUUUUGGUAUUACAAAACCUGAAAUUAUAUUUUGCGAUGGUUCAGAUUAUGAAAAAAUACGUUUGGCUACUAAAUCCUUUAGACCGCUUAUAUACACCGUUAGCGAACAUAUUGAAGGUGUUGCCUCGGUUUUGGAUUUACUACAGCCAACAAAAACUGAAAUAUUUUAUCAACCCGAAAAGCUAUCCUUGGGUUCCGACCAAACUGUGGCUAUACUGUGCUCAUCUGGAACUACCGGUUUGCCAAAAGCUGUGACUAUAUCCGUUAAUAAAUUAAUGUUUGAUAAUCCCAUUAUUACCAGCGAAGAUGUCAUAUACACCAACAGUGGCUUAGAUUGGAUGAGCGGUCUAAUGACAAUGACAUUCAGUUGCUACUCGGGUUGUACCCGCAUCAUCUCACGUAAAACCUUCACACCAGAAUAUUUUGUAGAACUUUCAAGAAAAUACAAAAUAACAAAUGCCACCCUGGCACCAUCUCAUGUUGUUGCCUUGACUCAGUGUCCCAGCUUUACUACAGAAAAUAUGGAAACCUUAAAAGCACUACAAUGUGGUGGUGGCUGUAUUACCACCAAAACUUUAGAGAAGGCCCAAACCGUCUUGCCCCGUGCCUUUAUAUGUUUUGGCUAUGGUUUCACAGAGGCUGGUGGUGUUUCGGGUUAUUUUGGUUUAGAGCGUGGCAACUCGGUGGGCAAACUUGUACCCAAUAUACGCCUAAGAAUACAAGAUGAACAGGGUAACAAUUUGGGACCCAAUGAGGUGGGAGAAAUUCAGGUCCACUAUCCCCAUCAUUGGGCCGGCUACUAUGGCAAUCCAAUUGAAACCCAGCGUAUAAGAGAUUCGUUAGGCUGGUUUCAUAGCGGUGAUUUGGGUUACAUGGAUGAGGAUGGGUUCCUCUAUGUGAUUGAUCGUAAGAAAGAAAUUUGUAAAUAUCUAUCCGAACACUAUUGGCCAAGUGAAAUUGAGAAUUGUAUAAGAGAGCUAAAUGAUGUUGUUGAUUGCUGUGUGGUGGGCAUUUUUGAUGAAUAUUAUGGUGAUUUAGCCGGAGCCUUAGUUGUUAAGGUCAAGGGCAGUUCAUUGAAGGAGCAUGAUAUCGUGGAUCAUGUUAAGAAUCGUUUACAAGCUAAGCAAAAACAACUUCACAAUGGUGUGUUGUUCGUGGAUGAAUUGCCGCAUAAUUUCAAUGGUAAAAUUGUGAAGCGAGAAGCUAGGGAAUUAUUUGUUAAAUUAAAGAAUUUAAAUGGUAAAAUUUAAAUGUU